This is a messenger RNA of Paramormyrops kingsleyae, 1282 nucleotides long. It is a transcript of the gene cenpv, whose product is annotated as centromere protein V. The record is from RefSeq and is a predicted model, not a curated record. Gene Ontology annotation, molecular function: carbon-sulfur lyase activity. Lineage: Eukaryota; Metazoa; Chordata; Actinopteri; Osteoglossiformes; Mormyridae.
CCACAUGACUGGAAAUGACGCAUAUGGGGGAGGGGAGGGGCGGUCUCCGGUCAUUUAAAAGUUUAUAAGUCUAAAAUAUGGAGGUUGCAAUGGACGGAAACGAAAAGAGUGCCUCCGGUCUGGUGAUGCAUAUGGGUGGAUGCCAUUGCGGUGCGGUGCGUUUCCAGGUAUUAACUUCCCCGGAUCUUCUCGUCUUCCAUUGCAACUGCAGCAUUUGCACCAAAAAACAAAACCAUCAUUUCAUUGUGCCAAGCUCUCAGUUCACUCUCCUACAGGGCUUGGAAAAUCUAACCACUUAUACCUUUAAUACUCACACUGCGAAGCACACCUUCUGCAGAACAUGUGGAGUUCAGAGCUUCUACACCCCACGAUCCAAUCCUGAUGGAUAUGGACCAGGGAGGAAAUGAGCUGGAUACUCCAUUCCACAGCAGGACUGUCUGGAAGUUCUCUGAAAGAUGGCAGUGUUCAGUACACAACCCAGAACGGUUUGUAGUGUGACAAGGAUCUCAGGAUCUCUCAUGCUGUUUCAUUACACUAGUAAAAUCAGAAGUCAUUAUAAAUGCAGACUUUUGUGAAAAAAAACAAGCAAAUGGUAGGACCAACCAGAAAUACAUUUUGACUCGUUACUGGGGUCAAUCACCAGGGAGGAUCUAAGACAGGAGAGGCUCAGAAUGUAGUGUGGACUUCAGGGACCUGGUGUUACUGAAUCAUCUUCCAAGUGUAACCUUUUAAGAGGCCUCACAGAGCCCCAAAGGUCUUCCUUGCCUGUAAAACACCAGCCCUUAAACAUAUCCCACAAAUUACUCAGGCAAACUCUGCAAAGAAAUACUCCACUCUAAGUACAGUCCAGUAACGUGGACAUCAGGCAUCUCCCAGACAGCAUCUUAGUCCCCUUCAUCUCUGCCUUUUGGCAAGCUAAGAUUCCCCUUUGGAUUUAGUUCCUAAAUCCUCUUUUCAGUUUAAGCACUCUAACCUCAUAAAUGCACAGUGUACUUCACUGGACAGAAAAAUACUUUCCACCUUGCCAUAUUUCUUAUUUCAGUAAUUUAUUCUACAUUUAUUAAUUUAUACAUGAGCCACAUUUUCUCUUUCAGCCAUAUAUAUGUACCUCUGCGGCUCCUAGUUUUAUGCCUAUUUUCAUGUUUUAUGAAUGCUUUUAUGUCAUUUUGUACUGUCUAUUCCUGUUAUAUGUCACAUGAUGUUAUCUAACGGAUGGUGCAAGUAAGAAUUCCUAUGUAUCGAUUUACAACUGGCAAAUAAACGAUCUUGAAUCUUGAAGCCA